Molecule: messenger RNA, 4861 nt
Organism: Anastrepha ludens (Mexican fruit fly)
Lineage: Eukaryota; Metazoa; Arthropoda; Insecta; Diptera; Tephritidae
Product: cytokine receptor-like
Exons: 16
Coding region: 653-4855 (1400 amino acids)
Molecular function (GO): protein binding
Source: RefSeq, a predicted model, not a curated record
GUCUGAGUUUUUCUCAUUGCUCGUUCGGGUAAAGUCACAAUUGUUCGUGGUCUGCGUCGAUAAUAGUUAUUGGCAGCGAAUGAACCUGUUGUGCGUUUGUAAUGCCCGUGAUACGUGUUUUUGAUUAGUAAAAUAAAAGAAAAAUGCAUUGAAAGUGUGCGUAAAUUAUGUUUGAGUUAUUGUAGUGAACAUGCAAAUUGUGAAUUUUUCAAUAUAUGGUGCAAUGUAAAAUCCGAGUAGCGGGGAAAAACAAAGCAAAUGAAAAGUGUGAGAGUGAGUUCGAUUAAUCGGGGAAAAAUAAGUUGCAGCAUCUUGGCAACAAUAACAAAUACAACGAGCACAAAAACAACAAUACAAAUCUCGUACGAAACAAUUCGUUAACGUCAAUAACAACAACAAUAAGUUAGCAACAUGCGCAUAAAUGGCAAAACAUCAGCAAGUUAAUCCAGCAAAGUUGUGAAUUGAAUGUGUAAAAAUAUACCUACAAAAGUAAGAAAAAAGUUCCAAUAAAAAUAGGUAUUAAAUAAUAAACAAAUGCAAAGGAUUGUCGUCAAUUCAAAUGAGUUUUACCUAUAAAUACAUAUGUAUAUGUAUAUGAUAUUACAUUUUGUCAAUAAAAAUAAUUCUUUAUAAAUGAGUUCAUAAAUAAAUUAUGAAACAACUAUUCUGCAUUGAAAAUAACAACAUGCCACAAAAACCAGAGCAAAGUUUGAAAACAGCGUAUACGAGUACAAGUACCCAUUCAAUCGGUUGGCGAGCACUAAUGUUGGGUUUCUGCGUCAUACUUCUGCACGCGACCGUUGCAGUGUCAGUGGAGGCGACUACAAUAGGAAUAGCGGCAGUGACGACAACAACAGCGGCAAUGCUGACGACAAUGCCGGGAACAACGGCGUUAAAGCCAACCAACGAUGUUGUACGACGCAGCAUAAGAGUGGGAUAUGGCGGUACCGCCACUAUAUUGUGCAAAACAUCCAAACGUUCCAAUACUUACUUUUAUGACGUGACUAAAAAACAAAUUCUGCAGUCAAUAAAUAUCGAUAAUGAGCUUCUAAAACCUUAUGCGAUAUUAGUCUUGCAUCGAGUCCACCAAGCGUCAACCUAUCAGUGCUUGCAAAAUGCAACUCUGUUAAGUGAAACGAUAUUGGCAGUAGAUAGCUCAACACAGACGGUACGCAUUGAAAUGGGAAACGGUGAUGAUGUUGCGCUAACAUGCAAACACGAUGACGACCAACAAGUUUAUUUUCAAAGGCAAACGUGGAAAGACUUCGACAGUACUGGUAGCAGCGAGAACGUAUUUACUGAUAUUGUGCCAAUUGAUAACAGGAUGAGUAUCCUUUUGAUAAGCAACGCAACGUCACAAUUCUCCACAUUCAGCUGUACGUAUCUGAAUAAUAAACACAUCGAUGAAUCGGAGUUAUAUGUGGGUACUCCCCCCACACCAGUGAAGAAUUUUACCUGCAGGGGUCACAACUAUCGCAGCAUGACUUGUGAAUUUCCUAUACCACCAAACAACAUACUACCAAAAUAUAAUUUAACCUACUUGGUGGAUUUUCAGAGAGAUUUAAAAAAUUGUGAUCUAAAAUUUACUACUGAAAAAGGUAUUUUGGUCCUUAAUACCACUUUUUAUGCAAGCAAGUGUCCCUACUACCCCACCGGAGAUAUCUACAAAUUCAAUUUGUUUACGAACAACGUACUGGGAAAUUUUUCAGAGGACUUUUCAAUUAACAAUCAUGAGUGUGUGAUACCGCCAAAAUUGAAUAUUUAUUCAAAAGAUAUAACUUCUAACAGCGUCAGUUUGUUUUGGACCGAUUAUCAGAAGCACUACUACAGACUAGGCGUUCUAUAUGAUAUCUUUGUUAAACCUAUUUAUAUCGAUGGGUAUUCUGUAACUACUCCCUGCCGCGGUUUAGAAUGUAAUAUGAUACUCAAAAACCUCACCUAUGCGAAUUGGAAUUAUACAUUGACUGUGCGUGCACGUGUCAAUGCCACAACUUCUACCUGGAAUGAGCCAAGCAUUGUUACCUUCUUAACCAAUCAGAGAAUACCCGAUCGUGCGCCAAAAACAAUUGUCGGUGGCUUUUAUAUUCACUACAAUUCAGCUGAGAAAGAAAUAAGCCUAUACUGGGAAGAGUUGGCGCAGUAUGAAGAAAAUGGGCAUGGUUUUCAUUAUAGUAUCCAAGAGUUGGAUUUGAAUGGAAAAGUGUUAAACUGGAAAACAACUAAAGAAACAUCAGUCGUCUUCUCUUGGUUGGAUCAGCCUAGAGUUUAUGAAGUGCGCGCUGUAAAUGCAUUGGGUGCAUCGCAAGCUGUGAGCAGAAUACGAGUUGACGUACCCAGAACAGCAAAUGCACCACAAAGAAUCGAGCAGCUAUUACAUAGUAAUGGUUCACUUGUAUUAACAUGGCAGCAUCCUGCUGACUUUAAGCAGCAGCCGCCAAGCAAUUACACUGUAUUUUGGUGCCAAGAAAAGUUGCUGUCGCUGACGAUGUGUAAGGGUUCAAUGCAUUUCAAGGUGGUCGAUAACAAAACAACAGAAUUCAGUAUAGACUCAGAGGAUCGCACACUUAUAAUGGCUGUUGCAGCUAAUUAUCCAAACUGGAGUACUGGAUUGCACUGGAAGACAUGCUAUGGUGCAUUAGGUGGCAGUUUAGAGACAGUAAUACCCGAAGCUGUAGCCACAUCGGCGACGAAUAUAGCUUUAAGGUGGCGUUUGGAAAAAACUUGUAUUAAGGCGUUUAAAGGCUACAACAUUACCUAUUGCGAAGUUCAAACUAUAAAGCAAGCGCAUUGUGAUUCUAUGAACACACAUGUUACAUUGGAGAGCCCGGGAAUUAAACAAAUCAAUUUAACAAACUUGAAAGCAUAUUCCUUGUACCGCAUCACAAUGCUUUUGUAUGCAGAAGGCGAGCGGAGGAGUCAACCCAGUGAAUUUAUAUUUUGUCGCACAAAGGACGCAGCGCCCGAUCCACCAACAAACGUGCGCUUUGAAAAAGCCUCAAUAACAAGCAAUUCGGUAAAUAUUUUAUGGGAUGCGCCGAAAGUAACCAAUGGAAUGCUUAAAAAAUAUACUGUUUGGCGAAACAGUAAAAACUACACCACAAACAUAGAUAUUCCUGUGUGGAACCUCACCGAAUAUGGUGGCACGAACAUCUCAUAUAAACUGGAAGGUCUCAGCAGCUAUUCUACCUACGAGGUGUGGGUAACAGCGUGGACAUCAGAAGAAUCAAAUCAAAGUGCAUCAUUGGAAAUCAAUACUUUAAUUGGGAGACCAUCAGCACCACGCGAUGUGGAGCUCAGCAGAAAUGGCAGUUAUUAUAUGUUCAAGUGGACUGAUCCCGAAAUGCCAUCCGGGCGUGUAGAACUAUACGAGCUGAAAUUCUUUGAAGGCGAUAAAGAAACGGUGUCAUUAGUUCAGCGCGGCUCAAAAUUGACACACCAAUGCCGGCUGAAAUAUCCCGGUUGCACUGAUGCAGUACAAAAAAUGGAAGUCCGUGCUAUAAAUGUGGUGCGAGAGGAGGAAUUGGAUAAAACUGCAUUUCCCAUUAAGGGGAAGAUAGUGCGACGACGGCGCUACAGCAAUCCUGCGAUCAGUACAAGUGCCAUACAUAUCCAAACAACAACGAGCGCAGAAAAAAACAAUAACGAUGCCGUACUGCAUGAAAUCGUUUUCCACCAAAACGAUGAUGACGCUAUGGGUGGAUAUCACGAACGUCAGCAUUUUGAUUGUGAACUAUUAGAUGAAGAUAUCACAACAAAAUUUCCCAGUACCGCUGGUGUGAGAUGGCUCAUGUCAGCACCAGGCUCUUCGGGUUUAUUCAAUUGUGAAACGUUUCCCUAUGCCAUAUUGGUGGCUUCAUUGAUUUUUGUAGGCAUGUUCAUUGCUACAAUCUCAUGGUCCUACAAUUUUGUGCAUCGUCAAUUGGGUGUUCGUGUCAAAUUCCCCGAUCCAGUUAACGAUCUGAUAAUCAUCAGUACAAAAAUACCAGACAAGUUGGCGGAUAAUAAGCAUGAGGAUAAUUUAUGCGAUCGGUCUAUGAAUUUUGACGCUUUCAGACCAUCCAAAGAAGCAGCAUAUUUGCUCAAGUACGGCACUACCUUGACGCCUAGUAGCAGUGAAAGUGGUGUACAUGGUGUUGGUGGGGCGGAUAGUGUUAGUCGUAGUAGUAGUCGUGAAGAUGUGGACGACGAAUGCUUUGCACAAUGUGUGCCAAAGGAUGAACCUACGUCGUCCGCGAGCACAACCACUUUGAAUGACACGAGUCUCUCGUCGCAUCAAAAUUCGCCAUUGCAACGGAGAAGUGAACAAAUUCAAGCGCCAACAAGAAAUGAUGGUUAUUUAUGUAUCGAACAAAUAACCGGCACUAAACCACAAAUGAACGAUGACAGUUGUUCUUCCAGCGAUUCGUCAUAUUUGCCAUUGCAUUCAAUUGCGCCGAAAAGUCCACCAAAUACAGCGUUGACGGCGAGUGAUGCCGCAAAUGUUGAAAAUACCAUUGCUACUAGCCACACAAUUUCAGCACCAGCAAAUUGUAUAUCGACGACCGCCACGCCGCCGCCUACAACUGCGGUAUCUACAGGUGCAGCAAAUGCUGCCAUUUUUAGCAAUUACUUACCACAUAACUUUCUGCAAGUAAACACUACUCAACCACAACCGAAUCUUUUUACAAAUUUUGCGCUCGCAACGGGCGACUAUGUGCUACCCGAUGUGCUGCCUAAGAUUGCAGCAUCACAUACUGCAACCAAAAAAGAAGAAAAUGAAGCUCCUCAAAAGCCAUUGCAGCAGCAAAUAAAUCCCAUAGUUUCUUACGGUUAUGUCACAUCUGAUUUUUGGUCAAAACAAAAUACAAUGCAAUGAAUUUAA